GAUAUAUCAACACUUCUUUACUAGUUCUACCACUUCCCUAUCAAACUUACGCACAAAAUGUGUAAGCACCUGAUUUAUACACCUCGCGACCAAUGCAGUAUCUGCAUAGAGGAGGAGAAGUCGGCUCCUUUCGAAGGUUCGACGCCGAUUCCGAAGGUUGAAGAGAAGCCCGAGGUCUCUUUCAACAACUUGGGGCCAAUUCAAAAGGACGAUCAAGAUUGCCAUGGCCAGUGGAACAACCUUAGGGACUACAAGGCCCUCUCCGACGUGGACAGCAUCACGUCCCACUGGCGGCUGGACGACCUUGACGAGGCACUCGGACCCAAGCCUACAGUUCCAUCCUCACUACACACAUCACUAUCAACUUUAUACCCUACGGCUUGUUCUUCGAAACUCCAGAGUCAGCGCCCGGGGAGAAUUCUUUUCCACCAUCAACGCAAGAAGUUCUCCACGAUACCUAUGAAAAUGGGGUUAGUCCCUCUUCAGCGCUGUACAACUCCCACACUGCACACGACAUGA
Molecule: messenger RNA, 519 nt
Organism: Bipolaris sorokiniana ND90Pr
Lineage: Eukaryota; Fungi; Ascomycota; Dothideomycetes; Pleosporales; Pleosporaceae
Exons: 1
Coding region: 58-519 (153 amino acids)
Source: RefSeq, a predicted model, not a curated record